AGCUGGAAGUGGAUCUUUAUAAAUAUUUCGGAUAUGUUAAACAUUGAAAUCAUUUCCAUAUCCCUAAAAUGGUUUUGUGAAAUCGGCAGUUCGUCUAUACAAUAUUCUAGACACGAACCUUCGAUAUGAAUAAUAACAUCAAGCAACAAUCAGCUGGCUUUUCGUAAUUUUUUGCUGCACGCGCCUGCUUUGCUCUCAUCGCAAACCGAACAAAGCUACACAACCAAUCACCUAUUCCAAAGAAACGUCCGAUUAAAGUUAUCAAACUUUCUGUGUACGGUGCAAAAAUUGUGAAAAAUAUAAGAUUAAAUAUUGAUUUUCAUAUUUUUAAAAUGUAGUAAACGAAAAUUUAAAGUUUAAAUAUGAUUAAAAAUUAAAAAAAUUACUUGUUUGGCAUAAGAACGUUUGGAAUAUGGUCUCCGAAAAACGUGAAAAUUUGCAGGCGGAUAUCGAGAUUAUUCAUUUGUAGCAAAAGAACGGAGAGUGAGAAAGAAGGGCGAAGCAUAUACGAAAUCAAGUAAUAACAAAUUUAAAAAGUCAAAGUGAAGUAAAAGUAAAAAAAAAUUAUAUCAAACUAAAAUUGCCGAUGAAAAGUCCAUCAAUAUUAUUUGCUUGCAAUUGAAUAGAAUAUAGUGAAUACCAAAACAUCGCGGCACGUACAUUUCCCAAAAGCAUAAUUCAGAGAAUAACUCGUACCGAUUUCCCCUUUAUUGUUAUUGCAGCCGAUGGUCUAGUGCGAGUUGAUAUAGUUCGCAUACGAACACAAAUUUUCAUUAAAUAAUAAAUAGUUAAGGAAAUUAUUAUUUUUAAAAGUCAAAAUUUAAAUUGAUCAAGAUGUCUACCCCAGCAGUAGUUGAGGGUACGGCAGUAACUGGUGAUACUGGAGACUCAUACAUAAAUUUAUCCAACAAUAUACGGCCUGCAACAGCUGCAGAUUCAAGUGCACGAACUUCGGCCAUGUCUACUAAUUCAUCCCGGCGUAGCCGUUCAGGUUCUGGGCGAGGCUCACAAGGGGCAACUGAACGACUUGAAAGUAAUAAUACCAAUGCUGUUAGUUCCACAUCGAGCGCAAAUGAAAGUGUAGCAGAACCUAUAAAUCCUGCACCAGCUGCAACGGAGGACUCAAAUUUACCACAAACAUUAACUCCCUUAAUGCGUAUAAAAUUAUUUGACUUCUCUGCAAGCAGCAGCGAAAGUGAAGGCGAUGAAAACCAACAAGGAGGGAACGAUGGUGAUUCAGCCAAUAAUGGUGAUGCUCGGCGAGCGGCAUCUCCGCCGCCGAAUUGCGCAAUUUGCUUAGGACGUUGCAAAAACAAGUGCUUCACUGAUUCCUGUAUGCAUCAAUUUUGCUUCAAGUGCCUAUGUGAAUGGAGCAAGGUAAAACCUGAGUGUCCACUUUGCAAGCAGACAUUCAAGUCUAUAAUACACAAUGUCAAAUCGAUUGAUCAAUUCGAAGAGUACCAUGUACAGCCUCCCACCGUACAAAUUCCACAUCGUCCUGUGGAGGUCACUCUACGGAGUUUGCCAUUAAUUUUUGAUGCUGUUGUUGUGGAAGGACGUGACUGGGAGUUGCAGCGGCGUCGAAAUUCCGCACACCGCAUCCGUCCCGCCAGCAGCGGUAUAUUUUAUCCUUCUGCCAUGUCUGAUGCCUCAGCCAAUGCAGAACAUGGCAGCAGUUCGAACGGAAACAGCAUGUAUAAUCAUCUCGUUUAUAGAAAUGAGUUGCUGGAUAUGUACCGACAAGAGGAGCCAGAUGCCAUAGCUAGUAGUGGCACACUGAGUCAGCUAUGGCGUCGUUUUAUAUAUGAUCGACGGCUAUUUGCUCUACCAGUUUGUGAUAUAACGGGAAGAUUCCGCGAAAGUACCGCGAGAUUUUACAGGGAUAAUCCUGCGCAAGUUCAUCGGCUUAUGCCAUGGAUUAAUCGAGACAUUGUUUGCUUAUUACGCAACACGGAGCAUAAUGUAUCUUCGCUCCUGGAACGUAUCAACGAGAGUCUUCUGCAAACAAACAUCUUAUCGCCUGCAUUUCGACGCCGUCUGCAACCUUAUCUUGGCGCAAAGACUUCUCAUUUCAUUCACGAACUAAAUAAUUUCGCGCGCUCACCUUACGACAUGAUCGGUUACGAUCGCGCUGUUCACUAUUUGCCGCAAACACCUGAAGAGAUCGUUAUAGAAUUCUCAUCGUCUGCGUCGUCAGAUGAAGGAAAUGCCUCAAACGACAAUGAACGUAGAACCAGAAGGCGUAAUUCACGCACACGUAACGACGGCGAAUUCCGCGUGUUAUCACGCUCUAAUAACUCUGCGGUUAGUGGAUCGGUAGGAGCGUUGCUAUCAUUUACGGUUAGCACUACCUCAGAAGGUACCGAAGCACCUGGCGUCACAGUUUCUAUAAACGGACGAAGCGGACAAUCUGCAGCGAUUAAUCUAAGUACACACAAUCGUGUCAGUGGCGAUAUUAUUGAUCUGGAUGACUUUGAAGCGUCCUUUGAGCCGGGGACUUCACGUGCACCAAACGAAUCAGCAUCAGGCGCGGCGUCAACUGCUACAACCGAGGAAGCGGCAGCUAAUAGAUCUCUACCGCCCACCGUUACUGAAAAUAUUGAACUCACUUCAAGCAGUAGUGAUGAAUGCGAGUUCGUAUUGGAACGCAAGGCACCACAUCUUCGCACACCCGAACUUGUUAGUCUAAAUUCGGAGAGUGAUUCUGAUGUGGUAUUCGUGGACGAAUCAAAACCUUUGCGCAAAACCACAUUUCCCAAUAUCAACGACGAAGAGCAAAAUGAAGAAGAGAAAGGGGACAACAAAAAUAGUUCAACGACACAAACGUCAACAGCGUUGGGAGUAGCCGACUCGCAAACGGCGCGCGACCGGGAGGAGCUAUAUAAUAUAGGUGCUAGCACAUCAACGGGCUUGCGUUCGUCCGGUGGCGGUCGAGGCAUAAAGGAGAUGUACGAGCGUUCACGUCGCAGCACAGCAUCACGCCGCAAGCGCAACUUGCGCAGCAGUCGAGGCAAAGAUGAUAGCCAACCGAAAACAUCAACCACUAUGCAUAGGGGCAAGCGGAUAUACGAGAGCAGUUGCACAUCGUCCAAUACAGAUUCAUCGUCCACCAGCAGCGAUAGUGACGAUGAGGAUUACAGUGCCAAAAGACAGCGCACGAAAUCACAACGCAGUUCGAAAAACACAAAACCGAAACGCUCACGGAGGAAAGGAACACAGCUAAACACCAGCAGUAGCUGUAAUGGUGGUGGGCAGAACAGCAGCAGCACGAAUAGUCGAAAGCGGAAGGUGAGUACGAGCACAAAUAAGGCGAACAGUGAUGACUCCAAACGCUUCAAAACGGAAGCCAUGAGUUCAGACUCUGAAUACUCCAGUGAUGACAGCCACAAUUUGAUCGAACUACAACGUCGCCUGCAAGCGCUCAAAGAACAAGAGAAACAUGGCGGCACCAUGGAGAAGAUCAAUAAAACACUUGCCUACCUAAUCGACUGUGAAAAGGGCAAUGACUCGUUGAACUCGUAUGUGAAUAUGAGUAACGGUGCUGAGCAAAUGCCCUGCAGCUCAGAGCAGGUGGGUGAGUUGCAUAAGCUGGAAGCUUUGCCUAAGCAAGAAAACUUCGAUAGUGAUACGCAUGAAAACAGCGGACUUGGUCGUCUAGUAGAAGCGGGUGAAGAAAGCUUGGAUGUCGCUCAAAAUGUAUGCAUUACAUCAACAAAUGAGAAUGAAAGCGCUGCUGUUAAUAUCGCGAUGGAAGAGGAUAACACAUUCUCGUCCACGGUGACGCAAACAACGACUGCCACUACCGUCACGACAACCCCGGCAAAUAACCGCUCCAUUUCGCGCGCUUCAGUCAUAACCAACAACACAAAUGACAACGACAACGACAAUGAGGACGAGCACGAGCUUGAUAAUUGCAAUGAGAAUGACAAUUUCAAUAGUUCCGAAACCUCAUCGACGUCUUCAUCAACCUCGGAUACCUCGGCCACAUCACAGUCACUGUAUUCAGCCUCCAGUGGUGGCGAAGAGGAUGAGGACGAUGAAGUGGAUGACGGUAAUGGCAAUGAUAAUGAAGCUGAGGUGGAUGGCAACCCACUAGGAUUACCGCAAUUGUUGGGUACACCAUCAAUAAGCGACUCGUGGCUUGCAGAGCAAUUAACAAAUUCGGGAGCGGGAGCGGUUGAUGAAGUCGAAGUGUCCACAGCGCAUCGUGAAAGUGUCGGUGGCAAUGAGAGCUACGACACCGACGAGCUCUCGUCACACCAUGUCGAAGCGGAAGCUGUUUCAUUGCCCAGCAUCGAGAAUGAUGUUGGCGGCAUCUUUCUAAAUCAGCACGACUCGAGCCUCGUCAUGCCCUUCAACUAUGACGCCGAGGGAAGUCAGAGCGAUGCCGAGUGACAAAUGCAUGAAUUGUAAUAUUUAGUAAACUUAGAGACGCUGCAAGAGGAACAAUGAAACAAUUCACAUUCACAGGAAUUCGAGUUCGUUAUUUUUCUACACGUGCAAGAUUACUUAAAGAAAGAUUGUCUUACCAAUCGACAAGGAAAUUCCAAAAUUUUAUGAGUUGACACAAAAUGCGAUUUUAGGUUAUAACAUUAUAGUUUUAUUGCUAUAUUCUAGUUACCAGGUUUAAGUAUACACCCUCUUUUAGCAACAACAACAAUUUGCUUACACUUACUCUUUUUGUUUAAGACAUUUUCAAACACUCUAACUUAUUGAUUUCAAGACGUUACCUAAAAUAGUUGCGUGGAACAUUUGAAGCUCGUCCACCAUCAAGCUUUUAUACGGACCAGUGGUGUAAAUUUAUAAAUAAUUAUAUGUUAUUGCAAAUAAUAAAUAAAUCGUAUUCCUUAUUUUUAAGAUUUUCCAUCAGUACAAGCCCGUAAUUAGAGGUGAAUACAAAAUUUAUGCUGUAAAUGCUCUGUAAAACUUCUGUUUAUCGGUUAACCCCAAAGUUAAAGUGACGCUGUUCCAUGUUGUGGAGUAGGGUCUUGAAAACAUGUUAUUAUAGCUACUACUCUUGUGCCCUACUCUCCACAUUAUGGACCAAACCUUUUAUGUGCAAAGCGAACUUUAAUGAAAGCCAUUCCAGUUACUCUCACUCUCUCACACUCUCGCUCUGAUAAAUUCAUCAAGUGUUCUAUAUAGUAUAUAUUAGAUGUGAAAUUAACAAGCAAACUCAUACGUCAGUCGAUUCUUUAUCUCUAUGUGCAUAGUUGUGAAACCAUCUUUGAAAACUCAAACCAAAAAUUGCUCGCGCGAAAUCAUUUAAGAAACUCUGGAGCUAAAACAUCUGAGCACACAUACACACACACACCCACUCACACAUAACAAUUUAAGGAAGGGAAGGGGGUCUGUACAAAAAAGAAGCACACAAAGUAUUCUGCAUUCAUAAGUAUGUAUGUAUAUUUAGUUAAGUAUAAGGCACUUAUGACGGGAAGUCGGUUGCGAAGUUGUGACCUGGAGAUCGAGCAUAUAUUUAGUUUAGCAUAUAUCUACGCAUAAUUUCCCUUCAGUGAACUACAUAUAUAAUUAAUAGAUUUUUUAUUAAGAGCUGCUUACAAACAUACUGUGUACUAUUAAAGAUUAUAAAGAUUAUAACGUAAUACAUUACACAAAUACAGACAAGUAUUUCCAUAGACUAAACAAGUGAACCCAAAAAGUAAGCCAUGUCAUCUGUAUAUUCGAUUCGUAUGCGUUAAUAAAUGUAAGAAAAUA
This is a messenger RNA of Zeugodacus cucurbitae (melon fly), 5715 nucleotides long. It is a transcript of the gene Topors, whose product is annotated as E3 ubiquitin-protein ligase Topors. Gene Ontology annotation, biological process: protein polyubiquitination; protein monoubiquitination. Gene Ontology annotation, molecular function: ubiquitin protein ligase activity; metal ion binding. NCBI's taxonomy places the organism in Eukaryota, Metazoa, Arthropoda, Insecta, Diptera, Tephritidae. The record is from RefSeq and is a predicted model, not a curated record. The coding region runs from base 835 to 4395 and encodes 1186 amino acids. The transcript has 4 exons.